This is a messenger RNA of Mycosarcoma maydis (corn smut), 2223 nucleotides long. RefSeq lists its product as uncharacterized. Gene Ontology annotation, biological process: transmembrane transport. Gene Ontology annotation, cellular component: membrane. The record is from RefSeq and is a predicted model, not a curated record. The transcript has a single exon. The coding region runs from base 1 to 2223 and encodes 740 amino acids. Lineage: Eukaryota; Fungi; Basidiomycota; Ustilaginomycetes; Ustilaginales.
AUGCUGAUCGACAAGCGUUCGCAAACGGCUGGUCAGGUCACGGUCGACACCACACGCACUUCAUUGAACGGCUUUGGUGUCUUUGCCAUCAUCGUCUUUGCAAUCGUCUCACUUAUUGUCAUACAACCCGUACGCAUCCAUAUACCUCACCCAAUCGCAAAAGUCAUUCGCAGCACUUUCCGUAAGAUUUGGCUCGCACUCGCAGGUCCACCGGAUGUAGACCAACAGGAACAAGAUGCGGUGGAAGCGGAGCUCAGCGCGGCUGCUCACAACAGCGAUGAGCAAAAGCCGAUGUAUCUCACUAUUGAUCACGUUUCUGCACCCGUCAUUGGCGUCAUAGUCCUGCUGGCAACCACAACUAUUGGCGGAGAACAGGUCAGGCAGGGCAUCGUAGGCGAAGACGGAAUCGAACCAUACGACGUACUCGCGCUGUUCAUCUCGCUUGCCUACAUCGCGAUCAGCUUAGAUGCCACAGGACUGCUUCGCUUUCUGGCCUUUCUAAUCUGUCUCAAAGCCGGUCGACAGGGACGCGAAGCCAAAGGCAAGACACUCUAUCUGCUUCUCUAUUUUUUCUUCUGGUCUGCAGGUGUUCUCGUCGGUAACGAUCCCGUCAUCCUAUCCGGCACCGCUUUCUUGGUCUACUUCACUCGUGUGGCGGGCAUCAGCCCACCAGACGCUUGGAUCUGGGCCGAGUUUGUAGCCGCCAACAUCUCAUCCGCGGUGUUGGUCAGUUCAAACCCCACCAAUCUGGUCAUCGCGACAGGAUUCGAUGUCAACUUCAUCACAUACACCGCCUAUAUGGUUUUGCCCGCAUUUGCGUCCGCAGUCGGCGGCCUGGUGGCUAUGUUGCUCUACUUCAGGAACAGAGAGCAGGCGAGUGUCAAGUCGAAAGAUGGAGUUGACAAAGCGGCAAAGUCGACCAUCCGAAAGAUUGCCGAGAGCGUUCCUGUCAUCGGCACUCGAGUUCAGAGCCAGCCGGAGCAUAGUCAGAUUCGACAGCGAUCCACUGUUGCACUCGAUGGCAAUGGUGCAUCUGGUGCGGACACUUCCAUCGGCGAGGUAAACAAAUCAGGCACAACAGCAGGAGGCACAACACCAGCCUCCGAAACACCUUCUACCAUGCAUAUUACCAACAAGGCGCACGCAAAGCGCUCGCAACCGCUCAUCUACAUCCCCGAAACCAUCAUUCGUCCCGACGUCGAUCCACGUGCUGCGCUGGUAGACAAGUUCGGCGCCAUCUUUGGAAGCAUCGUCAUGGCUGCUACGCUAGCCACACUGGUGGGGACCUCGGUAGUGGGUGGAGUCAAAGUAUACCAAAUUGCGGUCCCGGGUGCGGUGCUAUGCUUUGUCAGAGAUGCUGUUGCGGAUUGGUUGCGGUGGAGAAGCUUGCAGUUGGAGAGAAGGAAGAGGCUCUCGGAUGAGCUUGACGUGGGAUCGGCGCAGAAUAGAGCGACUGCGGCAGACGCAGCAAAGUCGAUGACACCGGCGCAAAACGGUGAAGCAAUAGAACUGAAUACAAUGGCCACAUCCAUAUCUCAUGCUGCCACUAGUGGUCGGAAUGGUGUAGCUGGUGACGAGCCAAAGCGGACACCCUCGCGGACCGCUACCGCCGACCAGUCCGCACCCCCUCACAGUCGCAAUCCACUCCGACGUCUCGUUCGACUCCACUCUUAUCUGAACACCGUCUUCCCCACCGUCAGCAUCGUCCUCUCACGGCUGCCGUUCCCGCUCCUCCCCUUCGCAUUCUCCAUGUUCAUCCUAGUGCAAGCUCUUGCCCAUGUGGGGUUCAUCAACAUCCUCUCUUCCGGACUCGGUCGUGUCUGCUCAUCUGGCUACGUCGCCACCGCCUUCUUCAUCUCUGCCCUCGGAAUCAUCCUCUGCAAUAUUGGAGGAACCAACAUCGGCGCUACGAUUCUUCUGACGAAAUCUGUUCGAUCUCCGUACUUUUCUGCUCGAAUCAACCAUCUUUCUCAGCGUGAUCAGGAAUUGAUCAUGAAGGUGGCACAGUACUCGAUCGCUUUCGGGUCCAACGUAGGAGCUCUCGGUGGUACAUUUGCUGCAAGUUUGGCAGGAUUGCUCUGGUUGGGGGGAUUGAAACAGGGCGGCAUCACGGUGGGUGCACGACAGUUUUUGAAAUGGUGUGCAGUGGUGGUGGUGCCGAGUACCGUCAUCGGGAUCGCCGUGAUCAUCGCCGAGGUUAGAUACUUCCAUGUCAGCGCAUAG